Anolis sagrei ordinatus is the source of this 650-nucleotide messenger RNA. It is a transcript of the gene NDUFB6, whose product is annotated as NADH:ubiquinone oxidoreductase subunit B6. The record is from RefSeq and is a predicted model, not a curated record. Gene Ontology annotation, biological process: mitochondrial ATP synthesis coupled electron transport; mitochondrial electron transport, NADH to ubiquinone. Lineage: Eukaryota; Metazoa; Chordata; Lepidosauria; Squamata; Anolidae.
CCUCCACUUAUUGCCAUGGCAGCGAAAGAGUUCUUCCGCCGUGUCGACGUCACUUCCGGUAUUCUUGCUUGGGCCUCAGCAAGGUCGCUCUCCUCGGAAGGAGAAGGGGGCGGGGCCUUGGCCAAGAUGGCGGGCCUGGAGCGCGGCGGUGGGGCGCCGAGGGCGGUGAUGGGCUACACGCCGGACGAGAAGCUCCGUCUCCAGCAGCUGAGGGAGCUCCGGCGGCGAUGGCUCAAGGACCAGGAGCUGAGCCCGAGGGAGCCCGUCCUGCCCCCGCAGAAGCCCGGCCUGGUCGAGGGCUUCUGGCAGAACUUCCUCAAGCCCGGCAGCCUGUGGAGGAAUCAGGUAUUCAAAACCUACAAUGCUGGAGUAUUUCUUUUCACUCGAAUACUUAUUCCUGUUUGGGUUACUCACUACUACGUAAAAUACCACCUACUGUAUCAACCAUAUGGAGUCGUUGCUUCCAAGCCCAAGAUAUUCCCAGGUGACACUAUUCUGGAGACGAAUGAAGUUGUUCCCCCAUUAGAAAUACCAAACAGUCAUCAUUAAAUGCUCAAGAACUCAGAACCCUGCAGGCAUUUGUCUUGAUUACUAAAAUUCAUUUACUGAACUCAUAAUCUUAUUUAAGAAUAAAAAUGGCUUCGGCUUCA